AUGCCAAAAUCUAAGCGGGCGAAAGAAGUAAGGUUAACAUCUGUCAAGAAGAAGUCUAAAGAGCGGAAGUUGCAUCUUGUUGACGCGAUUCGUGAAACUCUGGGAUCGGCUGACCUGGGAAAUGAAUGUUUUGUUUAUAUCAUAUCGCUUUCCAAUCAGCGUAAUUCACCUUUAAAAAACCUUCGAAUCAUCCUCAAACCUGGACGCCUUUUUUAUGGCAAAAACAAGGUGAUGCAAUUGGCGCUGGGCGCUAAACCUGAGACUGAACUCUUGCCAGAUCUACACAAAGUUGCAGAGCAACUUGUCGGUGAACGGGCUCUACUUGUCACUUCCGAAGCCCCUGAUGUUGUUAGAACCAAGCUUGAAGGUUACAAGGUCGUUGACUUUGCCAAAGCGGGACAUAUAGCAAGUGAUACUGUGGUUCUUAAGCCUGAUGAUGGGUCACUAGAAGUGUUUCCCGGUAAUAUGGAGCCCCAAUUCAGACAAUUGGGGUUACCGACCACGUUGAACAUGGGCAAGAUUCAGUUACUUGGUGAAUAUAUCGUAUGCGAGCGUGAUCGUCCCUUGACCCCAACUCAAGCACGAGUAUUGAAGGUCCUUGGUAUACGUAUGGCGUUAUUCGAGGCUAAUAUACAUGGAUAUUGGACCGACGAUUUCAAACGAGGGUUCACCACUCUAGAAACCAUAGUAAAGCGCGGGAUAGAACGGCUAUGCGAUGCUCAGUCCAAUGAUGUCAUUUCUCACUGCAAAAGGCCACUCGUACGCCUCGCAGGUGACUCCUGCGAGGGCGAUCUGCAUACUAAAAUCGCACAUACACUCUCUGAGCAUCUGCAAAUACCAGCGGAAGAAGUGGCAAUACGGUUAAGAGAUGAAAUCAGGAAGGAAACCGAUUGCGUCAGUGACUGUUUCGUCACUGGCAAUAACUAUAUAAAUAUUGUCCUCAAGGAUGAAUAUUUGACACGGACACUCAAAGCAAUGGCUAAUGACACAUGCAAAAGGCUUAAUGUUCCUAUAAUGUCACGUCAAAAUGUGGUCGUGGAUUACUUUGGCCCGAACGUGGGAAAAGAGCUACAUAUGGGUCAUUUAAGAUCGGCUGCCAUCGGUGGUGCUAUAUCCAAUAUAUUAGAGUUUUGCGGUGAUAAAGUAUAUCGCCGUAGCCAUAUUGGUGAUUUUGGGGCGCAUUCGGGACAGAUUAUACGCUACCUUAUUGAAUAUGACCCCUAUUCUUUAGAUUGUUUUACUGAAAGUUGGACAGAUCGUGAACGGUUAUUGGAACUGACACGCCAAGAGUUAGGUUAUUCAGUUUGGGAUGCUAAAGGUAUAAAGACAUCAAACAGGUUAUCUAGACCCACACCCGCAGAAUCUACUGACCUCAUUGUUAACACAAUCGGUGAAAUUUACAGACGUGCCAAACGGCAGUGUGAACUCGAUGAAAAGUUUAAUGUUAGAUGUAAAGAGGAGACUGCAUUGUUACAACAUGGUCGGCAUCUUUAUCAGAAGACUUGGGAGAAUAUCUCUCUGAAAUCCAUGCAGAGCUACCGUGACCUUUUGGAAGACUUCAAGCUGGAUAAAAUAAGAGAUGUACCGGAAAGUUGUUAUGCUAAAAGGGUAUUUAAACUUAUAGAUCGACUUGUGAAAGAAGGACACGCGCUCAAGAACAAGGAUGGGAGCAUAACCAUAAAAAUAGAACACCAUGGUUCAUCUGUAGAUCCUUCAAGAGCUAAUAUAGACCAAGAUAAGGAGCCGGCACAUGGUAAGAACCAAACGACUCUUGUAUACCUAUAUAACAUGGCGUCAGAUCUCGUUCUACUAACUAGGGAAGGUGCUGCUACAUACCUCUCUGUGGAUCUUUGCGCUCUUGAGUACAGGUUGCGUGAGCACAAGGCGGAUACAAUCUUGUAUGUGACGGACAGUGCUCAACGUGGUCACUUUUCCAAGCUUAUCACCGUUGCCCGUCAGGUUGGCAUUUUGAAGGACCAACGGGUAGAGCAUCUUGGUUUUGGUGCUGUACUGGCAGAAGAUGGAAAGAAGUUGCGCUCACGUCGGAAAUCCGGAGCACAUGUAUUAGAUAUAUGGAGCGAUACAUUUGAUAAGUGUCUGCAUGAGGUUGAGAAUAAAGGGGAGUACAAGUUUCCUGAUAAUGCCAUUAUGGCGAACACAUUAGCUGUUGGAUCUAUGUUAUAUGCGGAUCUGUCUACUACGCACGGGGAUACAUACACCUUUUCAACUGACCGGCUUCUUAAACAAGGCGGUAACAACCUUAUCAGUAUCCUCUAUUCGUAUGUCCGAGGUCGAUCUAUAUUGCGAAAGGUUGUUAGCGACAACAUAUCGGUGCUUAACGACGAUUUUGGGGAAGGGUGGUUAUUCAGAAGUGACUUUGACCGUAACCUUGCAGUACAGUUGGUAGGUCUUGAGAAUGCUAUCUUAACAGCAGCUAUAAUGCGUGCUCCACAUAGAUUGUGCAAGUAUGUAUGGAAGCUAUCACGAGAUUUUGCACAUUUCUAUGAAUCGACACGCGUACUGGAUAAUGGUACCGCACGGGCAGAAAACGUGUUACUUGUAGACCUAUUCGCCAAGGUCACGAACCUGGUGCUCACACUACUGAACAUAGAAACUGUUGAUUACCUUUGA
Babesia sp. Xinjiang is the source of this 2631-nucleotide messenger RNA. It is a transcript of the gene argS, whose product is annotated as Arginine--tRNA ligase. The transcript has 8 exons. Gene Ontology annotation, molecular function: arginine-tRNA ligase activity; ATP binding. NCBI's taxonomy places the organism in Eukaryota, Apicomplexa, Aconoidasida, Piroplasmida, Babesiidae. The coding region runs from base 1 to 2631 and encodes 876 amino acids. Gene Ontology annotation, cellular component: cytoplasm. The record is from RefSeq and is a predicted model, not a curated record. Gene Ontology annotation, biological process: ribosomal large subunit assembly; arginyl-tRNA aminoacylation.